Molecule: messenger RNA, 3278 nt
Organism: Mercenaria mercenaria
Lineage: Eukaryota; Metazoa; Mollusca; Bivalvia; Venerida; Veneridae
Exons: 2
Coding region: 342-1925 (527 amino acids)
Biological process (GO): G protein-coupled receptor signaling pathway
Cellular component (GO): membrane
Molecular function (GO): G protein-coupled peptide receptor activity
Source: RefSeq, a predicted model, not a curated record
CGGAUUCAGUUUUGCUACAUACGUCAUAUUUAGCUUAGAUAUUGGGAGGUGUUGAUUACGAGCAAAGAUAGCUUUAACAACAUGUUAUUAUAAAUAGGGAAGAAUGACAAUUAUUGCAACAGAAUAUUUUCGGGAAUUUAGGAAACAUUUCUAAACCGAUGUAUUUAUAAAGCCGUCUUACCAUAUGAAGACUUAGCAGGAUUUCAGAUGAGACCACGUGCCCAUGUACACAGCAACAACAGGAACAAAACACGUGUAUAAACGUUUAAAACGUUUCUAAUAUUUACAUUUAUACUUCGUACACAUUCAGAACUCUAUUGCAAAUUCAUGUGCCUUUGAAGAUGGAAAACGCAAACGGAAGCGUAAAUACUAACUCACCAUUGACAACAAAUACAUUAAUAGCCACAUCAUUACUAGUGAAUAUUUCAUCAUAUAUCUAUGAGAGCCCUACAACCACUCUUGUAAUAGGUUACAAUACAACCCCUUCAGGACAAACAAUGUCGGAGUCAACAACUAUCUCUCACGAUGGUAGGGAAAAUGACUAUUCUUACAUCUACGAAAAUUACAGCUAUCAUUACGGCGACGAAUACAUGUAUCCUGGGUACUCAUUUGAAAGAUCAGUUUACUUAUAUAUUUGGGAAAUACUGGUCAUUUUCGUUUUCCUUGUGAACGUUAUUGUUAUAUCAGUAUUGCUGCGGAGGAAGAUGCGCAAUGCAACAAACAUGAUUCUCGCUGCAAUUGCAAUUUCUGAUUCAUUAACUGGACUUGUUACUUUGCCGAGUUACAUCAUGGUAUAUCAGAGAUAUGACCCAUUUCCAGACUAUAGUGAUUAUGUUCAUGAAAAUGCCAACCUGUCAGCUGAUUUGAACCAAACAGAUUACGAAAGUUUUGCUUACUCUUAUGACUAUCAAGGUGGCUUCGGGAGCAACGCUUCGGACGCAUAUCAAUAUGAUUUCGCAGGAACAAAGGAACCCAUUGAUGGAUACAUUCUUACAAAGAGUCUAUGUCGUGGAUUUAUGAUCUCGAAGUAUUUCUUGUCCAAAUAUUUCCAUACGGUAUCAGUAUUCCUAACACUAUUCCUUUGCAUUCAGAGAUACGUGGCUGCCGCUUUUCCGUUUAGGUGCAAAUACUUAUUCAACGGAAGGAAUACAAUUUUAUGGUGCGGUGCAAUUUUCGUAUUGUCUCCAGUUUUUCAUUCGUACCAUCUAGGAAGCGAGAAAGCAGUCGACGGUUCUUGUCAAUGGGAGUUGACUGCUGAUGAAUGCGGAGGUGGAUGUAUUUACCUGUGGUUCUCUUUUUUCGUGCGUCAUCUCAUACCUUGCGCCACCCUCCUAAUUUUCACAGUGCUACUUAUCCGAAAGUUACAUCUAGGUGAGCGAAGUCUAUUUAGAAUGGUGUCAAAUCCCUCACAACUGGCAAAACGUGUUGAAGAAAAUCGCCGCAUUUCUAUAACUGUAACAGCUGUUGUUAUUGUGUUCCUAAUACCGGAAAUUCCUUAUGGCAUUUUCUUGCUGUAUAACCUCGUAGCAAAAUCUGUGAACAAUGGUAAAGACAUUCAUUUGGGAACAAACAGAGCAAUUCAUAUGUCGUACGAAGUAUCACUCUUACUUUCGUUCCACGCUAAUAUCUACGUAUAUACAUUUUUGAAUAAGAGAUUUCGCAGAUGUCUAUACAGUACAUUUUUCAAGCCUUUCCAGAAAAUUGUCGGAGGUCCAAGAAGGCUUUCGAUAUCUAGAUUGUCUUCCGCCUCUAACAGAACGACAAUUCGAAAAGCGGAUUGCCCAAGUUCCAAAGAUGGACAGGAGUUACAUUUUGUACCUAGGGGAACACGAGAAACAAGGUUUAUGGAGUCAAUUUCUGUUGAUAUUACCCUAAGUUCGCACCCAGAGUGUCACGAAUUUGAAACGUUAAAUGCAAAAGUUUAGAAAAUACGUGAAUAUCGUGCACUUGUGAAAUGUACGAUUAUAAUGUCCGUAUUCUUCAUACAUGAGUAAAGACUAAAGAACUUACGGAACAUAUCCAUGUUUGAACAAGUGACAGACUCUUAUCUUUACAAAUAAAAGUUUCAAUUAGUAGUAUGUUUUGUAUCAGAAUGAACCUUAUUUUACUUCCUUACAAAGACAUUCCAUAUAUUAAUAAGAUUUUUAUGUCAAAAAGGCAAGACUCAUACAUAACAUAUAGGGUCAAUAAAAGCAAAACAAAUGAUUGGUUUGAUAUUUUUGUAUGAUUGCUGUUACAUGUAGACGUUCAUUUAUCAUUUCGUAGCCUUCUAAAGAGUUUUUUUUAAAGUUGCACAAAUCUUUGGACUUAUGUUGAAACAGAUAACGAAGCUGUCGAAUUAUAUGUUAUACACAAAUACAUGGUCAGAAAAUCACUGCUCAAUAUUCAAUACUGUGUAUGGUCUUAUACUGUCAGAGCCAUAAAAAGGGUAAUAAAAACAGUGGAUAUUCAACAAUAUUUUCUACUAUACUAAUCAAUAGUCAAACAUUUUACAAAUAUUUGAGAAAACAUUUGUCGAAAAUAGGGUUUAACAAGAAAUUAUUAUAUUUUAUGUCCGUAAAAAGAAAUGUAGCAGCUUAAUUGUAAGCACUUUAAAUGGAGUUGUUUGUAUUGCAUUAACUAUCUCAUAUUUUCCUUUAAACCUUAAAUGGUUCUCUUUGCUACGAACGAACCAAAUUAGACAGUUUAUAUGUAUAUUCUCUCAAGUAAUAAUGAUGAUGAUGAUGAUGAUGAUGAUGAUAAUAAUAAUAAUAAUAAUAAUAGUCAUCAUAUAAUAAUAAUUACUUUAUUUGAAGAGGAUAACAUAUUUGGCUAUCGCAAGUCUAAUAUGUGGUCCUCUAACAUAAUAAUGUAGAAGUUCAUCCUUAGUAUGUAACAUAGACAGUGAAGUGAAAUACAUAUUAAAUAAUAAUAACGUAUUAUGAAGAAAUUAAUCCUUAGUGGCAUAAACAGUAUGUAGAACAAAGGCAAUUUCAGAAGACAAAAUUAUACUGUGAAAUCACUUAUAUUCGUGGGGGACUAAUUUUCGUGGAUUUCGUGGUUGAGUCAAUCCACGAAAUUUAAUCUCAACGAAAUAGCGAAAUUCCCAUUCAUUUUAUGUUCAAAAGUUGAAUUCCACGAAUUCAUAUCCCCAAGAAAAUGUCAUUUUGACCAAAACCACGAAAAUUCAUGCCCACGAAAUUAAAUGAUUUUACAGUAUACAAGAGGUUAAACUGUAAUCCUCGCACCAAAAACAAAAACUUUAAUGAGAGAAAAGUAGGGGAAAGCGUUGCAAUCAA